UUCGCCGAAUCGUCCGUACUUCCCAUUUCAGGGAAUAAUGGUAUUGUUCUUCGGAAUAAGGUCCAUGUGGACUUUAGGGACUUUACAGGCAGCCCCUGCAUUCCGGUCUGACUCUCCCGCUACCCUUUAAAAGGUAGACGGAAUGUAAGCUGCUCAGUCACUGGGCCCCAGCCAGCACUUCAAUCCUAGGAAGCACCAUGAAGACAGCGCUCUGCGUCGUUGCCCUUGUAGGAGCCCUGGUGAUCUGCAGUUUCCAGAAUGUUGCAGCCGCCCCGUUGGGAUCGAUAAUCCCGGAAUGCUGUGAGACGUUUAAGACCACUCCGAUUCGUCACUGGAGGCUUAAAAGCUACGAGGCAACUCCUUGGUGCUCGACUGCCGCUGUCAUAUUCGUCAACCGGAGGAAUAUGAAGAUUUGCACCAGAGCCGGAGAGAGAUGGGUCAAAGCUGCAAUGAAGUAUCUGGACAGGAAACACAAGAAGGGAGAGACGAAGUGAAAGAUCUGCAUUCCAAUGGACUGCCAAGAGU
Molecule: messenger RNA, 525 nt
Organism: Amblyraja radiata (thorny skate)
Lineage: Eukaryota; Metazoa; Chordata; Chondrichthyes; Rajiformes; Rajidae
Product: eotaxin-like
Exons: 3
Coding region: 198-494 (98 amino acids)
Biological process (GO): immune response
Cellular component (GO): extracellular region
Molecular function (GO): chemokine activity
Source: RefSeq, a predicted model, not a curated record